Molecule: messenger RNA, 5235 nt
Organism: Platichthys flesus (European flounder)
Lineage: Eukaryota; Metazoa; Chordata; Actinopteri; Pleuronectiformes; Pleuronectidae
Product: RIMS-binding protein 2-like
Exons: 24
Coding region: 215-4474 (1419 amino acids)
Biological process (GO): neuromuscular synaptic transmission
Molecular function (GO): protein binding
Source: RefSeq, a predicted model, not a curated record
GGACGUUAGUUUAUCUGAAUGUAUCAGCGUUCAAAUAACUCAUGGAGAACCUCAACACCGUGCAGACACCACUUCUCUCUUCCCACCUUGAUCUCAGAACACAGAUGGAGAGAUGGCUCCAGACUCUGCCAAAACUGUGAAGGUGAGGAUGCUGCGGAACAGAGGAUCACUGUGAUGAGGAGAGGAGCUGACAAACAUCAUUAGACCGGUGAUAAUGCGGGAUCACACGUCUGGUGCUAAUGUGGAGGAUCUGCUGAGACAGUCUCAGAUGGAGCUGCAGUGGAUCCAGAGACAGCUGGCCAUGAUCGCUGCCAGAAACGUACACCAUCAUCACCUGCACAGCAAGGCCAAGUUAAGGUAUGAGGUUUCAUCCCAGCAAGCUGCAGGCCACUCGGUCCAAACUGGGAACCGUUUUCGACUGCUGGAGGAGAGAAACCGAGCUCUGAAGCUUGAAGUCACCACGCUUCGCCAAGAAAAGCUGCAAUAUAAGAAACUGAAAGCAAAGCUCCAUGCUGCCUUGCAGGAGAAAAAUCGUUUGAACCUUGAGCUGAUCAACCACCACCUGCAGGCAUCUAAGUAUGACCAGGUGCGAUCAGACUAUGACCAGCUGAGAAAGACCUACGCUGUAGUGAGCCAGGAGAGAGACGUGGCCCAGCAGCAGAGGGGCCAACUCCAAGGCAAAGUGGAGAACCUGGAACAGGUUCUAAAGCAUAUGCACGAGGCUGUCGAGCUGAAGCAGCAGCUGCAGAUAGAGCAUGAGCGAGCCUUGGUGGCCCUUCACACCAAGCAGAAGGAGAUCAAUCAACUGCAAACGGCUCUGGUGCAAUCUGACCAACAGCAUGAGGACGCAGUUCACCUGUUAGAGGUCAAAGUUCGUGACCUGGAGCAGAAAUGCAGGUCAAAGAGUGAGCAGUACCACCAGCUUUCCAAAGAGCUGCUGAAUUUCAGUUUGCAAUCAGACACGGUGGACAUCCUGAAGAUUAAGCCCACCUCCACCUCCCAGAUCCUCGUCUCUCCAAACAGGAAACUUCCACGGGUCAUUGUUGGAUUUGAAGGCCAACGAGAGACAGGCGAUGAGAACGCGACACACACACCACGACUGAUCUCCCAGUUCUUAACCUGCACAACGGAGACUGGAGACAAAGAGCGACCAGAACUGCGGGCUGUCAAAUUUAGCACCGUGACGACGGACCGUCCCCGCAGCCCUCGACAGCUGACCCCUUCAGAGAUGGAGGAUGAGGCCACCCCAUCCCCCAGGUCCAAGCCUCGCUACACAGGCCAGGUCCGCCUGUGCACUGCCCGCUACAGUUAUAACCCUUACGAUGGACCAAACGAGCACCCCGAAGCAGAGCUCCCCCUUGUGUCUGGAAAGUAUCUGUACGUGUAUGGAAACAUGGACGAUGACGGCUUCUACCAAGGGGAGCUGCUGGAUGGCCAGCGUGGACUUGUCCCCUCCAACUUCGUGGAGUUUGUCCAGGACAAGGAAAAACUCUCUGGGGAAGGAGGGGAUAACCUGGGCCCACUGGAGCAUACUGGACCCCUGGCCUUGAUGGGAGUAGAUGGAGGUGCCUCACAGGAUGGCCUCCUGGGCUCAUCCAAUGCCUUGGUUCCCUGUAGCAAUGGGACAGGGGGGCCAUUUGACCCUGAGGACCUGGCUGAAGAUGUUGUGCCUUAUCCCCGAAAGAUAACUUUGAUCAAGCAGCUGGCACGCAGCGUCAUCGUGGCCUGGGAGCCUCCACUCGUGCCUUUGGGCUGGGGGAACAUCUCUGGCUACAACGUGUUAGUAGACGGGGAACACCGUGCCAGCGUGCAGUACGGUGGCCGGACCAAGUCUCUGCUGGAGAAGCUCGACCUGGACGGCUGCGUCCAUCGAGUGACUGUGCAGUGCGCCACCGACCGGGGCUUGUCAGACGAGCUGCGGUGCACGUUGCUGGUGGGAGCCAACGUGGUCGUGGCGCCGUGUGGUCUGCGGGUGGACGACAUCCAGCGCGACACCGCCGAGCUCUCCUGGCUUCCCAGCAAUAGCAACUACGGUCACACGGUGUUCUUGGACGGGACGGAGCACGCGGUGGUAAAGCCAGGGAGGUACAGACUCCGCUUCCUCAACCUGAAGCCCCUGACGGUGUACAAAGUCACCGUGCUGGCACAGCCGCACCAGGUGCCAUGGCAACUGCCGCUGGAGCAGAGGGAGAGGAAAGAAGCUGGUGUGGAGUUCUGCACUCAGGCUGCAGGCCCUCCCCAGCCUCCCCAUGAUGUGCGGGUGCUCUGUGGGCAGGCUCCGGGGGUCCUCCAGGUCUGCUGGAAGCCUCCCAUCCUCUCUCCCACAGGCACGUCGAAUGGGGCAAAUGUCAUCGGAUACGCAGUGUGCACUAAAGGACAGAGGGUAGCUGAGGUGUUGUUCCCGAUGGCAGACUAUGUCACUGUGGAGCUGACGAGGAUUCAGUGCCUGGAGGCCAGAGAAGUCAUCGUCAAGACGCUGUCAGUACAGGGAGAAUCCCAGGACUCCCACGUCGCCGUCAUUCCAAACAACCUGCUUGUGCCUCUACCUCCGAUCCCCCUGCCCCCGCCAAUGCACCCCCACGCAGGCCCCCCUCCCCACCACCAUGUACAACCCCACCUCCAGUCCCCUCACCUCAAUCACCCCACGCCCCAGCUUCCUGCUCCACCCCAGGCACACGGACAACCACUCCCACCUCAUGCCCCGCACCCUCAACCCCAUCCCAGACUUCCUCAUCCAGGUGGACCUCCGCCACCCCAGCUCCGGCUCCCACAUCCUCAGCCGCAGCCCCUACAUCUCCAGCCGUGCCCGCCACACCAAGGUCCCAGGCCCCAGCACCAACUGCCUCUGCUGCCCCACCACCAACCCCACCCUGUACCUCAGAGACCAGUAAGUGCCAGAGACCUGGAUGCCAAAGAGCAUGCUGCCCACCACGGAGGAGGUGUUCCACCUGGCCAGCCUGGUUGGGACCCCCAACGCUCGCCUUCGUCCCAGCCUCCUGUGCCCAUGCAAGGCCACACCCUGGAGGCCCCUCCCCAGGGAAAUCCACGCUCCCCCUCCCCUCAGAGGAUUCUCCCCCAGCCCCGAGGCACGCUCAUCCCAGACACCGUGGCCAAAGCCAUCGCCCGGGAAGCAGCACAGAGGGUAGCAGCGGAAAGUGGCAAGGGCGACAGGAGGCCGGUUAGGUACGGAGAGCAGGGUCAAUCAUUUUACCAGCAUCACUCUGAUGAGGAAGAGGAGGACGAGGAAGGGUUUGCACGCGGCCGUCGGAGAGGACCCUCUGUGGAUGAGUUCCUCCGGGGCUCUGAGCUGGGGAGGCCGCCUAACUAUAGUCACAAUGAAGAAUAUCACAGCGAAAGCAGCCGGGGCUCUGACCUGUCUGACAUCCUGGAAGAGGAGGAGGAGGAGCUGUACUCUGAGAUGCAGCUGGAAGAGGGACGUCGACGCAACUCGCACAACACACCCAAGACAAACACCCCGGGUGGGGGCGGUCACAACCGGGAGGCGGGGAGACGGGUUCACCAUCAGGGCGGUCCCCAACCUCAGAGACGACCUCUAAUGGUCCCUUCCAUUGAAGGAUACAGGGAUCGCCGCUCGCCCACGUACUAUGACGAGUCCGAGACUGAGGAGACGUUCCGGAUCUUUGUGGCGCUCUUUGACUACGAUCCUCUCUCCAUGUCACCGAACCCCGACGCAGCUGACGAGGAGCUGCCCUUCAAAGAGGGGCUGAUCAUUCGGGUGUAUGGCGAUAAAGACACAGACGGUUUCUACAGAGGAGAAGUGAGGGGCAGGAUGGGGCUGAUCCCCUGUAACAUGGUGUCAGAGAUACGAGCGGAGGACGAGGAGACCAUGGACCAGCUCAUCAAACAGGGUUUCCUGCCACUCAGCACCCCUGUGGACAGAAUAGAGCAGAACAGGAGAGGCCUCCGUCGAGAUCAGGCCUCGAGGAGGAUGGUGGCUCUGUACGACUACGACCCCCGAGAGAGCUCCCCCAAUGUUGAUACGGAGGCUGAGCUGACCUUCUGUGCUGGUGACAUCAUCGCUGUGUUUGCCGACAUCGAUGAAGACGGGUUCUAUCACGGUGAGAUGAACGGCCAUCGUGGUCUGGUUCCCUCUAACUUCCUGGAAGAAGUGCCUGAUGACGUGGAGGUGUAUCUGACCGAUACUCCGUCCCACUACCCCCAGGAAGAGCCUGCCAACCGGCCGCCCGCCAACUCUGCUGCCGCCGUCCCCGAGGGCAAACGGGUCACCACAGAAACCUCCGACACGGCCAACAACUCGGACGCCGCGCCCGUCCGAGCGCCGUCCCCGAUCGUCCGGCCUCUCCUGCCGGGCACCAUGAGGCCCCUCAGUCCCAUGAGGGCCCCCCACGUCCCGAUGGACCCCCGGGACCCUCAGGACCUGGCCAACAAGAAGAAGAAAGGACUUCUUUCCAAGGGGAAGAAACUGCUGAAGAGACUCUCCCCUGUGAAAUAGGAAAAAAAAGCAAAGCAUAUAUGUGGAAUAUGUGCCGACACGCCAGGCUCUGUAUAUUGCAUCCAUACAAUCAACCGAGAGGAUGCAGACUGAGGGAGCCUGUCUAUUCAAAUAUAACCAGUGAUAGAAUUAUUCAUGUUGAUCCACUAAAUGAUGUAAAGUGCAGUGCCAAAAUCAAAGAGAGGGGGUCACCUGCAGACACAACAUAUUACUGUGAUGUAUUUUAAAAUCCAGAAGAAAAAAACAGAAAAAAAAAAAACUAGGAUUUUCAUGACACGUAUUUCUCUCUUUUCUUCACCGUUCAGUCAAAGAAACUCUUUAUUUCAAGCAGGGUAGCUGUGAAAACAAAAGCCACGUUUCCGACGAGCUUUUUUCUCAGCCAGAACUUUACAAAAAAGAGAUGAACAUUUUCCUGGAGUAUUCACACAUCACCACAAGGCACCGUGCUCCUCGUGUAGACCACACUGUUCCUGAAGCAUUCUGCGAAAGCAAUGCUGGCUGCUAAACUCUUAAAAAAAAAAAAAAGGCUUUAUUCAGUGCAAUAUCACAGAGAGGUGGUAGCAUAUGUGUGGAGGGAGGAGGAUUUCCACUCGUGAUGCAGCAGAGAGACUUUUUUUCUGCGAUGGGGGGGGGGGGGGUUGAAAGAGGAGAAGAAGUUGAGCGGCAACGGGGCAUUAACUUCAGAAACACAAGGCGAGCUCAGCUGUGUCAGUGGCCUUUAUGAAAACAAUGUGACAUCCCUCGUCUGAUCACAAGGCUGA